Messenger RNA from Fonsecaea multimorphosa CBS 102226, 1632 nucleotides. RefSeq lists its product as uncharacterized. The record is from RefSeq and is a predicted model, not a curated record. Lineage: Eukaryota; Fungi; Ascomycota; Eurotiomycetes; Chaetothyriales; Herpotrichiellaceae. The transcript has a single exon. Bases 1 to 1632 code for a protein of 543 amino acids.
AUGGCCUUCCAACAAUCCGCGGCACCGCGGCCAAUUGUCAUCAAUGCAAAUCAAUCUCAAGACUCUUCAUCUCAGACCCAGUUACGACAAUCAGCAGUAGAAGACUCCCAAGAAUGGGUCCUGUUCUCUCCUAGCACCGCAGAGUCAACCAUCACCCGCACUCAAACCAGUCAGACUGCAGGGGUUUCAAGAGCAAGCGAUGUAUCACUUAACACUGCUGGGCGGUCGGGUAGACUUGAAUCAUCCGUUUUCGAUGAGGAGGUCACAGAAGAUGGUGAACUCGACAGCCUCGACGAUGGACUGCAUGCGUUCAGAGAACCUCCCUUGUAUCCCACCAUCUCCCACCAGACUCAGGGCGCCGUGUUGCCGACCCAUGACGGCCUGGGAACCUUCCCCGCUUCAAGCCCUCCCGUCCUUGAACAAUUAUGGCAGCAUGAGGCAUACAACCCAAAACGAAAACACGACGGACAUCACCGACGACCUUCCAGCGUGCAGAGGAGGCUCGAUACCAUAGAUGAGAUCGAAGCGCAGGCGAGCGAAGAGAAGAGAAUGCGGAUAGAGAAGUGGCGUAUGGAACAGAGUCAAGCAUUAAUGGACGAAGUGGAACGGGAAACUCGCCGACGACUGAGGAGGGGAUCUCGCCAGUCCUCUUACCAGGAGACACUGGCAUCUAUCAAUGAGGAUGUGCUGGGGACGACACCGAAGCAGAGCGACUAUCUAUCCAGGCCAGCCGCAGAGCCAGAGGAGGCAGAGCCGUUCUGGCGCCGCAUCACCAAAAAGUUCAUCCGUGAUGUUAUUGGCAUUGAUGAACCGCUUCUGUCAGUGAUAUUUGGAGAGAGCCUUCCAGAUGAGGCCUACGACAGCAGGCCGUCCUCCAGCCACGUUCUGCCUUCUAUACCUGAGCUGGCAACGGAAGGCCGUCCUGUGGAAGACUCAACGUGGAGGGACAAACUUCUUCAACGCAUUGCCCGCGAGCUGGGUGUCCUUGUGCACCAACUCUCACCACACCCGGGAGCUUUCACGACUUACUCCCGCAGUCCUGACUAUGCCGGCAUGCCGGUCUCCGUGUCUCGACCCAGGCCCCAGGUUUCGCUGUCACCCAGCGAGGAAAGCCCAGUUAAAGAUACCAUCUCGUCUGGUAUGACGCCUAAUUUUCCACCAACCAUCCGGGAUCCAGCCCAUGCUGAGAACUGGGGUUUUGAAGAAGACCCCGUCUCUACCGCCUCGCCACUCGAUUCGUCUAUGAGCCUUCGACGGGAGAGAGAAUACUGGGAGAGAGAGCUUGAUCUGAAAAUGGUGUUCCGCUACCUCAGGGACCGGUUCGCGAGCAGGUCAUCUGCUCAAUCGCCCCAAGCCGCAGGACAACCUCUUGAAGAUGCCGCCACUCGGACGGCGAUCAUCCGGCAGCACCAUCCUCUUGUCGCUCGGGCUCAACGAUCUCCUGCUCGCUUGCGACGUGAGUCUAGGGCAAGCAUCAGACGACCUGCAAGCAGCUGCGCCAGCGAAAGCGUGCGGAGCAGCAGGAAAGCCUCUGUGGUGAGAAGCGGCUCGAGUCGCAACUACUGGGAUAUUGGCGGAAGCGUCGGAAGCGGAAGCAUCUUAGCCAGUGGUGGGGCUUGGGGUGAAGUGUAG